Messenger RNA from Penicillium diatomitis, 921 nucleotides. RefSeq names its product class I SAM-dependent methyltransferase. Lineage: Eukaryota; Fungi; Ascomycota; Eurotiomycetes; Eurotiales; Aspergillaceae. The record is from RefSeq and is a predicted model, not a curated record. The transcript is spliced from 3 exons. The coding region runs from base 1 to 921 and encodes 306 amino acids.
AUGACUGAUUCUUGGAUCGAGGCCAAUCGGGCCUACUUUGAUCAAAUGGCAUCAACUUACCAGACAAAGUUUGCCGACUCGAUGAAGAUCAUCGCCGAGCAGACUGCAAAGCACCGGCUGUGGAUCAGUGACCGGUGGUCGGACACUGAAUCCGGCAAAGGUCAGGAACUGAAGAUGCUCGAAUAUGCCUGUGGACCGGGAGUUGUCUCCAUGACCUUGGCCCCAUUCGUGACCAAGGUGAUCGGCGUCGACAUCGCGGAUCAAAUGCUGGCCGAGUUUCAACAGAAUGCGAAAACCAUCGGUCUCAGUGACAGGAUGAUUGGCUUCAAAGCUGAUCUUUUGAGUGAUACUGCAGCGGAGGACUUCUCCGGACCUGAGUUUCAUGAUUUUGACGUGGUGGCUGUGAGCAUGUCCUUGCACCACUUUCAGCAGCCGGAUGUUGCCCUGCAGAGGUUGGCCUCUCGUUUGAAGAAAGGGGGCUCCAUGAUGAUUAUCGAUCUGGUCCCCAGCUCAGGUCAGGAUCACGAUCACCAUCACGAUCACCAUCACCAUCACCAUCACGAUCACCAUCACGAUCACCAUCACGAUCACCAUCACGAUCACCAUCACGAUCACCAUCACGAUCACCAUCACAAUGACGAUCACGACCCCGAUCACCAUCACCAUCACAAUGAUGAUCACGGUCAUGGCCAUGGUCACGGUCAUGGUCAGACCCAGCCUGUUACAGCCAAAGAGUUUGGUGAUGCAGCUCCCACUGUCAAGACCCAUGGUUUUACCAAGGAAGAUAUGAUGAAACUGUUUGCAUAUGCCGGGCUGGACAAAGGAUUUGACUACGAAGUGAUUCCGGAUCAGUUGAAAUGGGAGAAGCCGGAGGGAACCCUCACUAAGACCAUCUUCAUCGCACGCGCUCAGCGUGGCUGA